Messenger RNA from Dromaius novaehollandiae (emu), 2684 nucleotides. It is a transcript of the gene PPP1R13L, whose product is annotated as protein phosphatase 1 regulatory subunit 13 like. Lineage: Eukaryota; Metazoa; Chordata; Aves; Casuariiformes; Dromaiidae. Bases 59 to 2446 code for a protein of 795 amino acids. Gene Ontology annotation, molecular function: transcription factor binding. Gene Ontology annotation, biological process: positive regulation of cell differentiation; regulation of transcription by RNA polymerase II. The record is from RefSeq and is a predicted model, not a curated record. The transcript is spliced from 14 exons.
GACCCCGACGGCGGCGGCGGCAGCAGCAGCAGCGGGAGCGGCGGCAGGUGCCGGCGGCAUGGACCGCGCCAUGGCGAGCCAGCGGAUCCAGAGCGCCCAGGACCUGCUGGAUCUCACCUUCCAGUCCCUGGCGAUGAAACACAUGGAUCUGAAGCAAGUGGAGCUGGACACGGCCGUGGCCAAGGUGGACGAGCUCUCGCGGCAGCUCGAGUCGCUCUGGACCGACGGCCCCGGGCCGCCUGCCGCCGCGCAGGCCAAGGAGCCCUACAGCCCCUUGGAGAGCCCGAGCCGCACCAGCUCGCCUUUCGGCCGGAAAAGCCUGGCUUCGGAGAGCCUGGAGCUCCUCGGCUCCUUCCACGGCGACUCGCUGGGCCGCCCCGCCUCGCCCCGGCCCUCCUACUACCUGCCGGCGGAGGACCGGGCUCCCUCGCCCCGGCCCAAGGUGCUGGCGGUGCCCUACGAGGGGCUGGCGCCGGGGGGGGGCGGCGCCGGCCGGGCCCCCUCGCCCCGGCUGCACCGCUCGUCGCCCGCCGAGCGCCCCUACGACUUCCUGGGCUUCGGCGGCUCGCCGGGCCGGGCCGGCUCGCCGCGCUCGGGCGAGGCCUCCCCGGCGCAGAUGUUCUUCCCCGAGCGGGCGCCGUCGCCCCGGCCGCCCGCCCCGCCGCCCUACGAGGCGCACGGCCUCUACCCGUCCCUCAGCGGGGCCUUGGCACCCUUCCGGGCUCAGGAUGACCUGGUGAUCAAACGGCGCCCGCAGAAGAGCUGGAACGAGUCCGACCUGGACGUGGCCUACGAGAAGAAACCGUCCGGCUCGGGGGGCUACGACCGCGCCGGCGAGGGGCUCCGGCAGCCCCUGGGGCUGCAGCUGGCUCCCUGGAGGGAAUCGAGCCUGGACGGCAAGGACGGUGCCUACGGCGUGCACAGCGCCACGCUGCCCCGCAACUACAAGGUGUCACCGCUGGCCGGGGAGCGGCGGCCCGAGGGCGGGGGGCGGCGAGGCGGCGGACCCCCCCCCGGCGCCCGCGCCUGGCACCCGGCGCUGCAGCCCGCCUCCCGCAUCCCCAUGCCCCCCCCCGGCCCCCAGGGCGCCCGGCCCCCCCGCCACAAGCCCCUGCCCCUCUCCAUGAUCUUCAAGCUGCAAAACGCCUUCUGGGAGCACGGAGCCGGCGUCGGGGGCCCCCGGGGGCUCCCGCCGGGCCCCCUCGCCUUCCCCCGCUCCCCCCCGAAGCAGCCCCCGCUGCCGGCCCCGGCCCCCCCGGCGCUGCCCCCCGGCGAAGGGCCGGGCCGGGCCGUGUCCCCGGAGGCGGCACCCGCGGAGCCGGCGGCACCCCCGGAGGCGGCCGGACCCCCCGAGGCGGCGGCGCGGGAGCCGGAGCCGGAGCCGGAGCCGGAGCUGGAGACGCUGCUGCGGGGCGGCGAGGCGGCGGAGGCGGCGCGGCCGUUGAGCCCCACGCGGCUGCAGCCGCUGCUGCCGCCCGAGGCGCAGGCGGUGCCCGAGUUCGAGGAGGUGGCGCGGGUGCUGGCCGAGAUGCCGCGGCCCCUCAAGCGCCGCGGCUCCAUGGAGCAGAGCCCCGGCCCGGCGCUGCCGCCCACCCACAAGAAGCAGUACCAGCAGCUCAUCACCCGCCUCUUCCACCACCGGCCCCGCAAGGACGAGGCGCCGCCGGCGCCCGACGCCGCCGAGCCGCCCGCCGCCGAGCCCCCCGCCCCGCGCCACAGCCCCCCGCCCGCCCUCCCGGAGCCCCCCGGCAGCCCCCUGCCCGGCCCGGAGCGGCGCUCGGCCCUGCGCGGCCCCUCCUCGCCCCGCAGGCGCCCCAGGGGCCGCGUGCGCCUCAACCCGCUGGUGCUGCUGCUGGACGCGGCGCUCACGGGCGAGCUGGACGUGGUGCAGCAGGCCGUGGCCGAGCUGCAGGACGCCAGCCAGCCCAACGACGAGGGCAUCACGGCGCUGCACAACGCCAUUUGCGGCGCCAACUACGCCAUCGUGGACUUCCUCAUCGCCAGCGGGGCCGACGUCAACUCCCCGGACAGCCACGGCUGGACGCCGCUGCACUGCGCCGCCUCCUGCAACGACACGGCCCUCUGCGUGGCCCUGGUCCGCCACGGCGCCGCCAUCUUCGCCCCCACCGCCAGCGACGGCAGCCUGGCCGUGGAGAAGUGCGACCCGUACCGCGAGGGCUACGCCGACUGCUACACCUACCUCUGCGAGGUGGAGCAGGGCAUGGGGGUGCUCAACAGCGGCGUGGUGUACGCGCUGUGGGACUACAGCGCCGAGCUGGGCGACGAGCUGUCCUUCCGCGAGGGCGAGCCCGUCACCGUGCUGCGCCGCGACCCCCCCGAGCAGCUCGACUGGUGGUGGGGGUCCCUCUACGGCCACGAGGGCUACGUGCCCAAGAACUACUUCGGGCUCUUCCCCAGGGUGCGGCCGCAGCGGAAGAAGGUCUGAAGCGCCGGAGCCGGGGGGGCACCGAGGACGCGGCGGGUGGGGGUGCCCUGGAGCUGCCCCCCCGCCUCGGUGCCCCCCGCCCCCUCUGCCGUCCCUCCAGGCUGCUCGGACGCCUGGGCCCCCCCUUCUCGGGUGCCCCCCGCCUCGUCCCCCCCCCGCCCAGCCUUGUCCCCGCUCUGGGCCUCGGUGUCAACGCAGGGUGCUGGCUUCUGCCGGGAGUAAAGAGCCUUCGCCUGCA